Molecule: messenger RNA, 1119 nt
Organism: Trematosphaeria pertusa
Lineage: Eukaryota; Fungi; Ascomycota; Dothideomycetes; Pleosporales; Trematosphaeriaceae
Exons: 2
Coding region: 1-1119 (372 amino acids)
Biological process (GO): protein deubiquitination
Molecular function (GO): cysteine-type deubiquitinase activity
Source: RefSeq, a predicted model, not a curated record
AUGCAGAUCCUCCUCCAUCUCCCUAAAUUCAUGAAUUGGCUGAACGAGCAUCAGAAAGCCAAUGCACAUGGACUGAUAGACUGGCCCUGCGAUCCAAACCACCUUGACAUGCAGCCUCCGAAUCCGGCGAAUGCUAUCGUCCCGGCUACCGCUAUAGGCUGUGUGUCUUGCCUGAUGAAGGACUUGGUGAGUGAUUACUGGGGCCAAGUAGAUCUUGCGGCAGACGGGACUCCGAAUCCUUUUGACGCUGGUCAACAGCCAAUGAUGCCUAUUCAUCGGUUAGCUAAGCGCUGGUACGCUCCCCAUGUUGCAGCAACCGCUUCUGCACUAAACAGACAGUUGGCGAUUGACAGAAGAGAUGCUCUGCAGUAUGCAGAUGACUUCUUGAAGAUGGUAUUGGGGCAUAUGGAAGAGACGAUUCCCCGGACAAACACCAAUCGCAUCGACCAAUACAAUGCCCUCUUCAUGCUCGAAUCCCAAAAUACGAGCCGCUGUAAAUGCCACGCCAGAAAUACCCAGCCAGCUACCCCGACAAUAGGCAUCGAGAAUGUGUGGCCGACCCCCAGGCAACCAGGCGACACUAUAGACCACGCCAUCUGGGAUGCCUGCAACUAUGAAGUGACCAUGGCGUGCGCUCACUGUGGGCAAGACCGCACGCACACCAUCGAACGCCGCAUCAAAGCCGCUCCGCAGUACCUUCGCGUGCAGUUUGACAUCCACGAGAGAGACGAUGAAGGCAACGAGGACCAAGACAUCGACGGCAACAAGAUGAAGAACAUGGGUCCCCAGCAUCAGGACCCCGUUCCCAUCGACUCCAUCAUAGACAUAACCCAACACCAAAUGAACACCACCACGCCCCUCCGCUACAAGCUCAUUGGCGUGGUCUAUCACCACGGAGAAUACGUCAAUGAUGGACAUUAUCUGGCGGCUGUUACGUGCUACGGUAAUAAGAAGUACCUUAUUGACGACGACGAUAUUAGUGAGGAAGCGCGUCGGGACAAUGACCAAGACCCCCUGACAGUCAAUCCGAUGGGGUGGUAUCGGAAUGAUCAAAAUUACUUGUACGCUGUUACGCUGUGGUAUGAGAGACUGAGUAAUCCACGGCCGCUCAAUUUGUAG